UUGAGUUUUCUCAAUUUAGAAGUUUGGUUUGCGCGAUUGCUUUCAAUCUUUAGGCUGUAAUAUUUUACUAAAUAUAAUAAUUUAAAGUAUUCUGCUACUUGCUAUAUCCAAUAUGUUGUAAGCUUCAGUUUAUAAAAACAAGUGCUUGGUUUUGUGUAUUUCCAUCUGAUACGGAAUUUUCUGAUUACGUAUCACCAUGUCGGCUCACGAGCAAAUGAGGGCAAUGCUGGACCAAUUGAUGGGCACUGCUCGCAAUGGUGAAACCGAUCGCCACGGAGUAAAGUUUUACGACGAUGCAGUUUGCAAAUCAUUUUUAUUACAAUGCUGUCCGCAUGAAAUCUUAUCGUCCACGCGCAUGGACUUAGGUGAGUGUCCUAAAAUACAUGACUUGGCUCUACGUGCAGAUUAUGAGCUAGCCACAAAAUCCAAAGACUAUUUCUAUGACAUUGAUGCUACAGAACAUUUAGAAGCAUUUAUCGCUGACUGCGACCGACGCACGACAGCUGCUAAACAACGUCUCGCGGAGACUCAGGAGGAAUUGUCUGCAGAAGUGACGGAGAAGGCUAACUCCGUUCAUGAGCUGGCAGAGCAGAUAGGACAGAAGCUCGCCCGGGCCGAGGCUCUCGGUGAAGAGGGAAUGGUAGAGGAGAGUGUAAAGUUGAUGUGGGAGAUUGAUGAAUUAAGGAAAAAGAAGGCUGUGGCGGAACAGGAGUAUCGUAACUCGAUGCCUGCUUCAUCAUACCAACAGCAGAAGCUGCGCGUGUGUGAAGUGUGUUCCGCGUACUUGGGUAUACACGACAAUGAUAGACGACUGGCUGACCACUUUGGGGGUAAAUUACAUCUUGGCUUUAUAACCAUUCGAGAGAAACUAGCAGAACUCAAGAAAAAUGUAGACAAACGUCGCGAGGAGCGCGGCGCCUCUGAACGAGACCGCAGCGCUUCUGAGCGAGAUCGCAGCGGGCGGCGGCACUACGUCGGCGGGCGCGAGUUGGACCGGCGCGCGCGCAGGCACCGCGAGACGCGCGGGAAAGACGAGCGGCCGAAGGAGCCCGAGCGUGAACGAGGCAAGGACGAGCGAGCCAACCGCGAGCGAGAGAGGGAUCGCGAUCGUGAGAGGGAGAGGGAAAAGAGACGCAGUCGUUCUCGUAGCCGCAGCAAGCGCGAGGGUUCGCGCGAACGGUCGCGCGGCCGCGACCGAGAACGCGAGUCGCGUCGCAGUCGCUCCUACCGGUCCACGUCGCACGACCGUCGCCGCGACUAAAUUGUCAUCGAUGUACCAUAUCUAGGGACUUGUGCACUCCGAAAUCUCACUAUAAGCUUCAGUUCGAAAGAUAAGUUUUUGAGUUCCGAAUUUCUAUUUUCUGCUGACUUGUAAAAAUGGCAAAUAGAUAUGGUCGGUUUUUGAUGCAGAGCUCAUCUAUACACAACAUUCCUAGAUGUGGUAAUUGAAACCAAUCUAUUUGGAGAACACUCAUUUUUUAUUUUAACUUGAAAACAUGAAAGAUCACAUAUUUAUCCUGGACGAGGUCUGAGUCGUUAUCCAGAUAACUUCUUAUAUAAUACCAUUUAAUAAUAACGUUAAGUAAAAUGAAUUACGAAUAUUUUGGGUGUAUGAACUAUGUACGUGAAAUAUUAGUUAAGUGACAAAAUUUGUUCAGCCAGUCAUGUAAACUAUUAUAAGUAGAUGUCAUUUCCUGAGAAUCUGAGUACCUAAAUUUCACCCAAAUUGGUUUAGCAGUUGUCGUGUAAAUAGAUUACAGACAGACACUAUAUCGCUUUUAUGAUAUUAAAAAUGGAUUUAAUAUUAUUUUUUCUCUGAACUCGACCAUAUGCCCAAAUAUCCGUAAUUGGUUCUAUUUAACUUAUUGUUACAUUGAGUAUACAAGUGAAGGUGAAUUUUAGAUAGGUUUGUUGCAUGAAUAUUUUAGAUAAAAUUUUCGUGUAACGUUCAUGUAAAUCAGUGUUUUAUUUGAUAUUUUACAUUACAACUGAAACAGAACUAUUAUGUUGAUAAUAAGGUAUGGUGAGAAUUAAUUUUAUAUUAUAUAUUAUUAGUGAAGCGUGGUUAUUAUUUAUUAGGAAAAUGAACUGUACUUUUGUAAGAUAUCAAAUAAAACUGUUGAUAACUUUAUCUUGUUUUAUUAUGAUUGAUAAGACCUUGAGGAAAUGGUGCAUUACUAAUCGAAUCAUUUACACUAUAUUAUAGGGAAUAACACGCAAAGGUUAUUCCCUUUAAAAUGAUGCCCCUUUAAAAAGGAGCAGAGAGUGCUACUAGCACAACAGUGCUCCCAAAGUGAUAAUGCGCAUAGAAAUCUUCGUAAUUUUUCGGCAACGAUCGUA
Molecule: messenger RNA, 2340 nt
Organism: Aricia agestis (brown argus)
Lineage: Eukaryota; Metazoa; Arthropoda; Insecta; Lepidoptera; Lycaenidae
Product: putative RNA-binding protein Luc7-like 2
Exons: 7
Coding region: 197-1261 (354 amino acids)
Biological process (GO): mRNA splice site recognition
Cellular component (GO): U2-type prespliceosome; U1 snRNP
Molecular function (GO): mRNA binding
Source: RefSeq, a predicted model, not a curated record